Molecule: messenger RNA, 1542 nt
Organism: Closterium sp. Naga37s-1
Lineage: Eukaryota; Viridiplantae; Streptophyta; Zygnematophyceae; Desmidiales; Closteriaceae
Source: the annotation of a GenBank genome assembly
AUGGAGGCCUGGCCUUGCCUAGACAAGCAACAACGAGUGCCCCUCGUGCCGCCCUCACUGCGCCAGCAGGCGGUCACUGCGCGCCGACCCACCAACAACGAGUGCCCCUCGUGCCGCGCGCACUGCGCCAGCAGGCGGUCACUGCGCGCCGACCCGCGAUUUGAUGCGCUGGUGGCUGCUGUGUUCCCCAACAGAGACAGGAUUGAGAAGGAGGAGAUGACACUGCACACAGAGGAGGCCAGGCGCAAUGAAGAGUGUCUGAGACGCAUAAAGGAGAUCUCUCGCCGCCUGCCAGGCACAAAAUCUCCGUACCUUCCCUCCCUCCCUCCCUCCCUCCCUCCCUCCCUCCCUCCCUCCCUCCCUCCCUCCCUCCCUCCCUCCCUCCCUCCCUCCCUCCCUCCUUCCCUCCCUCUUUCCCUCCCUCCUUCCCUCCCUCCUUCCCUCCCUCCUUCCCUCCCUCCUUCCCUCCCUCCUAACCUCCCUCUUCCCUCCCUCCUUCCCUCCCUCCUUCCCUCCCUCCUUCCCUCCCUCCUUCCCUCCCUCCUUCCCUCCCUCCUUCCCUCCCUCCUUCCCUCCCUCCUUCCCUCCCUCCUUCCUUCCCUCCUUUUCUCCCUCCUUUUCUCCUUUUCUCCCCAUCAGUUCCAGAGGCGCAUAAAGGAGAUCUCUCGGCGCCAGGCACAAGUGUUCAACCGCCGCCGCCCCCUCUCCUCCUCCCCCUCUCUCUCCCUUGCUGCCCCUGAUGCUGCCACUGGUGGUGACGCUGGCGCUGCUGCUACCAGUAGUGGUGAGGGGAGGUAUAAUACCAUCACCACAACCAACACCACUGCUGCUGCUGCUGCUGACGCUGGUGCGGCUCGUGUUGGGACUGCUUUCAAGAAAAGGAAACGAGAAGAAUCAAUGCUGGGAGGCACAAGUGGGAGUCAGGGCGUUGGUGGUCAGAGUGGCGUGGCAGUUGGAGAGAGGAGCGCAGAGAGGGGGAGAGUGAGGGUGGCGGGGAGUUCUAGAGAGGAGGAGGGGGAGGAGGAGGAGGAGGAGGAGGAGGAGGAGGAGGAGGAGGAGGAGGAGGAGGAGGAGGAGGAGGAGGAGGAGGAGGAGGGGGAAGAAAUGGGGCGAGGAGUGAAACGCGAGGAACAGUCAGUGGAAGGGGCAGAGGGGGAGGAGGAGGGAGAGGAGGAGGACGAGGAGGGAGAGGAGGAGGGAAGGAAACUAGAACUUGAAUCAGAGGGGGAGGAAUGUUUUCAGAAAGAGGAGGAAGAGGAGAAGGAGGAGGAGGACGAGGAGGAGAGGGUGGAGAGGGAGAAGGAGGAGGAUGAGGAGAAAGAGGAGGGAGAAAAUGAGGAGAUGGAGGAGGAGGAGGAGGAGGAGGAGGAGGUUAUAGUGGUCACUGCAGCACUGGCCACGAGGGACGUGCUGCUGGUCUUCCAGCAGGAAGCUGCUCGUUUGAGAGCAGUGCGAGGGGAGGAGGUGAGGGAGGACGCGAAGAAGACGGGGGUUACGUCACUGACGUCUAGAAUGUGGAGUAUAUUGAGUGUAAAAGCUUGA